Limanda limanda (common dab) is the source of this 1419-nucleotide messenger RNA. It is a transcript of the gene syt4, whose product is annotated as synaptotagmin IV. The transcript has 5 exons. The record is from RefSeq and is a predicted model, not a curated record. Gene Ontology annotation, molecular function: calcium-dependent phospholipid binding; phosphatidylserine binding; SNARE binding. Bases 1 to 1419 code for a protein of 472 amino acids. NCBI's taxonomy places the organism in Eukaryota, Metazoa, Chordata, Actinopteri, Pleuronectiformes, Pleuronectidae. Gene Ontology annotation, biological process: cellular response to calcium ion; regulation of calcium ion-dependent exocytosis; calcium-ion regulated exocytosis. Gene Ontology annotation, cellular component: axon; membrane; synapse.
AUGGCGCCAGUGGUGGAGGAGGCGGCCCAGCUCGUGGCAGUGCCAGUAGGUGUGGCCAUGGUGAGUGUCUUUGGCCUCGUCUUCACGGUUUCAGCCUUUGCGUGGAUCUGUUGCCAGCGUAAAAACACCAAAUCACAGAAGACUCCUCCUUACAAGUUUGUGCACAUGCUCAAAGGGGUCGACAUCUACCCGGAGAGCCUCAGUGGCAAGAAGAAGUUCGGCACACCUGCCGCCAAUACGACACAUGACACUGGUAAAACCGAUGUCAACGGAAACUGCCCCACCAUGGCGCCAAUUAGUCCGACUGGCACCAGCAAACUGGCGUCAAGUCCAAAUGGCUCCCGACCGGCCAUGCAUCUGGAUCUGGAGAAACGGGAUCUGAACGGCAACUUCACCACCAAACCAUUUCACCACCACCACCAUAAGGUGCGGAGCUCCCCAGACCUGGAGCUGCCAUCUCCCCAUGCAGGGUUUACCCAGCCCGGGUUAAUGGACCGCCGUGACCUCCCUUCACCAUCCAGCACCCUCUCCAGCCAGGCGCCCACCCCAGCUGUGGACAAGCCCCACGCAGAGGAGAGGGAGAGUGGGUUGGGAACACUGCACUUCUCCCUGGAGUACCAGCCAGAGAGGAAGGCAUUCAUCGUCCAUAUCAAGGAAGCCCAUGGCCUGACCCCGACUGAUGAACAGUCAAUGACCUCUGACCCCUACAUCAAGCUGACCCUGCUCCCGGAGAAAAAGCACCGGGUGAAGACCAGAGUCCUGAGGAAGACUCUGGACCCCGCCUUUGACGAGACCUUCAGCUUCUACGGAAUCCCACUGGCACGAGUGUCAGAGCUGGCCCUUCACUUCAUGGUGCUCAGCUUUGACAGGUUCUCCCGCGACGAGGUCAUCGGGGAGACCCUCGUCCCCCUGUCCGGGAUCGACUUGUCCGAGGGGCGUGUUCUGAUGAGCCGAGAGAUCAUCAAGAGGAAUGUGAAGAAGUCCUCGGGCCGAGGUGAGCUACUGCUCUCCCUGUGUUACCAGUCCACCACCAACACUCUGACUGUGGUCGUCCUCAAGGCUCGCCACCUGCCGAAGACUGAAAACAAUGGACCCACAGAUCCGUACGUCAAGGUGAACAUGUACCACGGAAAGAAGCGCGUGUGCAAGAAGAAGACCCACGUGAAGAAGUGCUCCCCCAACCCCGUCUUCAAUGAGCUUUUUGUCUUUGACCUGCCCUCCGACGAGGGCCUCAGGGACACCAGCGUGGAACUGCUGCUGAUGGACUCAGACACAGGCAACUCACGCAGCCCCAACAGCGUCCUCGGGCGCCUGGUGCUGGGCACGUCUGCGGCCAGCACUUCUGGCGAGCACUGGAGGGAGAUCUGUGACCACCCGCGCCGCCAGAUCGCCAAGUGGCACGCCCUGUCGGAGGAUUAG